AUGUCUGAGAAUAGUGAUAGUAUUCUGCAAUUGCAUGGCAUUGAACUCUUUGGUGCGUUAAUAUUUCACUAUCUCACCAGUUCCUCCUUCAGUUGUGAUGUGUUGUACACAUUUCUGGAGAAUACCACCUUUAGUGGAGGAGGCAUACAUCCAGCAUCGCGGCUGUUAGCAUCUAUGGGUGUACUUUCACAGCGGAUGGGGCAACGAGUUGUAGAGUGUAUGCUUGUCGCAACGUUGAUGGAUAGUAGAUAUGAGUUGUUGCAAGAUGCCGCACUGCUUCAUCUCUUGUUGGAGUAUGUACAGAAAUACCGUUUCUAUCAAUUAUGGCUUACACGUGUUCUGUAUAAGGUAGGGAAUUUAUUAUUCUUACCAGAACUUUUAUGGGGUAAAACAAGUGAGGAGGAUCUUUUAAUGCGUCAUGAUAAACGUAAAAAGAAUAGCGGCAGUGACAAAACAAAGGGAGUUGAUAACAGUGAAGAUGUGCUUAACUCUCUUCCAGUGGAGUAUCAACGAACUCUUUUAUUUUUCCGUCAUUGCUAUGAUAGAAGUGUACCCUACGCUGUUUUCGCAAGUGGAUUGGUAACGGAUAUGACUCAACAAAUAGUAGAACAGGCGGCGUGGGCCACGGCAUUCAUUAUCUCCCGCAAUAAACACACUUCACGAUGGCGAUUGUUAAAGCCGUAUCUCUGCUGCACAACCCGCAGUGCGAUGGAAACUACUUUGGUGUAUUUCACACGAGUAACGGGGGCGUGGGUGGGCCGUCGUCUUUCCCACACGGCCACAGAUGGAAAACUCUUCUGGUGUGAGCGACUGCUGGUGUUGUUCGCAUCGCCGUUUAUUUGCUACGGCAGUCGCCUGGUCGCGGCCCGACUGCGAGAGCGACUGGAAUUACUUCACCCCGCGACUGCAGAGGAUGAAAUGGAAGACCGCCGGGAAGCGGAGGAGGCGGCGGAAGAAGAGGAGGAGGAACUUCCAAAUAUCUUUAGACACACAUACGGAAUGGAUGAUGCUAACAACAACAACAAUAAUAAUAAUAAUAAUAAUAAUAAUAAUAACAACGGAAAUGGGGGGGAUCCAAUGGGAAGAAUGUCGGGUGCACAACCGGUGGAUCUCUACGAGGUGUUGGGCGUACAGCCAAGUGCGAGUAAUGAGGAAAUUCGACGUGCAUAUCGACAAAGUGCCUUAUCGAAUCAUCCCGAUCGUGUAGGGAAUGAACCGGGGAAACAGAAAGCUGCACAAGAACAAAUGGUAUUAAUUAAUCAAGCAUAUGAAGUACUCUCUUCCACUUCAAAGCGUAAUCAAUAUGAUAGAUCGCGACGAAUGGAAACAAUGAUGGGAAAUUUUGAUAGUCCUAUCAUUAUCUCAGGUUCAUCCCUGUCUGUUGCGGUGUGGGGUUUGGCAGGGGCGAUAUUGACAGUAUCGCUUAUUUUCAGUACAAGGUACUUCACUGCGUUUCACAACUUAACAGGUCCAGGGAGAUCUCCUUUACGGUUUCUGGGCUUGGUUUGA
Molecule: messenger RNA, 1509 nt
Organism: Trypanosoma theileri
Lineage: Eukaryota; Euglenozoa; Kinetoplastea; Trypanosomatida; Trypanosomatidae
Product: putative chaperone protein DNAj
Exons: 1
Coding region: 1-1509 (502 amino acids)
Source: RefSeq, a predicted model, not a curated record